UGAACAGAUUUGGCUCGCUUACAUGAUUUGACGUUUUCGUAUCAAAGCGGUCGCGAUCAGAAUAAUCAUCGAUUCCUAUAUCAGCGAACAUGGCGCGCGGAAGCAGUGCUGGAUUUGACAGGCACAUAACGAUCUUUUCGCCGGAAGGUCGGCUUUACCAAGUAGAAUACGCCUUCAAAGCCAUUAAUCAAGGUGGCCUGACAUCCGUGGCUGUCAAAGGAGUUGACUCUGCCGUAUUCGCGACACAGAAGAAAGUGCCUGAUAAGUUACUUGAUGCCUCUAGCGUCACUCAUGUAUUCCAACUGACCGAGAAUAUCGGUUGUGUCAUGACGGGUAUGAUAGCCGAUAGCAAGUCUCAAGUACAACGUGCUCGAUACGAAGCAGCUCAUUUUAAAUAUAAAUACGGCUAUGAGGUACCUGUGGACGUCUUGUGUCAACGCGUCGCCGACAUCAGUCAAGUGUAUACACAGAAUGCGGAGAUGCGGCCUCUUGGAUGUUCCAUGAUGCUCAUAGCGUAUGACAAGGAAAAGGGUCCAUGCAUCUACAAAGCUGAUCCAGCAGGUUAUUUCUGUGGUUACAGAGCUAUCUCUGUAGGGUCGAAACAAACUGAAGCUAAUUCUUAUCUUGAGAAGAAACUGAAGAAGAAACAGAAUUAUGAUUAUGAUGAGACUAUACAACUAGCUAUUACUUGUUUAUCUACUGUUUUAUCUGUAGAUUUUAAGCCAACUGAAAUUGAAGUGGGAAUUGUAUCAAAAGAUAAUCCCAAAUUCCGUGUGCUGACUGAGCAAGAGAUUGAUAAACAUUUAACUGCAAUUGCUGAAAAGGAUUGAUAAUCUUGUAUACAAUUCGUAAGAAAUAAAACAGUGUCCUGCUUAUCGCAUA
Molecule: messenger RNA, 882 nt
Organism: Cataglyphis hispanica
Lineage: Eukaryota; Metazoa; Arthropoda; Insecta; Hymenoptera; Formicidae
Product: proteasome subunit alpha type-6-like
Exons: 5
Coding region: 90-830 (246 amino acids)
Biological process (GO): ubiquitin-dependent protein catabolic process
Cellular component (GO): proteasome core complex; nucleus; proteasome core complex, alpha-subunit complex
Source: RefSeq, a predicted model, not a curated record